GCAAAGUGACUCCAAGCCUUCUCCGUCCUUGGAUUUGGGACCCUUCUUGCUUCUGCACCCUGAGAUGGAGCCCUUGGGGACGUGCACUGCUCUCCUGGUCAUCGGGAUAAUAUCCCUCCUUCUUCUUUCUGCCAUCUGGAAUAGCAAGAUGUACAGAAAAGGGAGAAUGCCCCCCGGCCCCACUCCGCUGCCCAUCGUUGGGAAUGUUCUGCAGCUGAAGGGCAAACAAUGGGAUCGGGUGUUCUCCAAGAUAAGUGAGAAGUAUGGACCCGUGUUUACACUUUAUUUGGGGACGAAACCUGUUGUGGUGCUGCAUGGCUUUGAGGCCAUCAAAGAAGCACUGAUUGACCAGGGCAACGACUUUUCUGCAAGGGCAAAAAUACCGUUCGCAGACCAAUUCUUUGAAGGAAAAGUUCCAGGGAUCAUAUUCAGUAAUGGGAAGACAUGGAAGCAGAUGCGGCGUUUUACCUUGACCACCUUCCGCAACUUUGGGAUGGGGAAGAAGAGCAUUGAGGAGAGGAUGCAGGAGGAAGCUCGGUAUCUCAUGGAACAAUUCCAUGGCUCAAAGGGCCAACCCUUUGACCCACACUACCUCGUCACCUCUGCUUCCUUCAAUGUCAUCAGUAACGUCAUCUUUGGAAAGCGCUACGGAUAUGACGACAAGAAGCUUCAAACCUUGAUUGCCAUGCUUGAUGAAAACAUUAAGAUUUUCAACUCUAUUUGGGCACAGCUUGUCAGUGUCUUCCCUGCCCUCAUGGAAUGGGUCCCAGGGCCCCAUCAGCACGUAAUACAAAGCUAUGUCAAAUGCAGAGAAUUCAUUUUGGAGGAAGCCAAGGAGCACAGGGCUACUCUGGACCCCAACUCACCUCGGGAUUUCAUCGACUGCUUCUUUAUCAGAAUGGAUCAGGAGAAACACGACGAGGCCUCGGAGUUCACGAUGGAGAACAUGGUUUCCUGCUGCAUUGAUGUAUUUGGUGCAGGAACUGAAUCAACCAGCUCCACACUCCAACAUGGCCUCCUGAUCCUCCAGAAGCACCCAGAGAUUGAAGAGAAAGUGCAGGCAGAGAUUGACCGCGUGGUUGGCCGCUCUCGGAUGCCCGGCAUGGCUGACCGUGGACAGAUGCCCUACACAGAUGCGGUCAUCCAUGAGAUCCAGAGGUCCCUCUCUAUUGCUUCAGUGUCCGUCCCCCAUGCCAUGGUCAAUGACACACCAUUCAGAGGAUACAUCAUCCCCAAAGGCACCACAAUCUUUCCUGUUCUAAUCUCGGUGCUGCAUGAUGACAAGGAAUUUCCCAACCCCAAAGAGUUUGACCCAGGACACUUCCUAAACGAAGAUGGGACCUUCAGGAAGAGUGACUACUUCAUGCCCUUUUCGGCAGGGAAACGGAUCUGUGUAGGGGAAGGCCUGGCCCGCAUGGAGCUCUUCUUGUUCUUCACCUCCAUCCUCCAGAACUUCAAGCUGAAACCCAUCACAGACCCCAAGGACAUUGAUGCCACACCGCUGAUGAAACCCAUGAGCAGAUUCCCCCGACCCUAUAAGUUCUGUGUUAUCCCUCGCUGAAAAGCUCCUUCCUGGGGAAAGUCAUGGAUCACUGCACACACUCAGCUUUGGCUUCUUUGUUAAACAACUAUCCUAGACCUUCUUUGUGAGGCAACAAUACUAGAGAUGUCUGAAAGCCAUUCCAGCCUUCAGCAAA
Anolis sagrei ordinatus is the source of this 1697-nucleotide messenger RNA. NCBI's taxonomy places the organism in Eukaryota, Metazoa, Chordata, Lepidosauria, Squamata, Anolidae. The record is from RefSeq and is a predicted model, not a curated record.